Colletotrichum higginsianum IMI 349063 is the source of this 255-nucleotide messenger RNA. RefSeq lists its product as uncharacterized. The transcript is spliced from 4 exons. Lineage: Eukaryota; Fungi; Ascomycota; Sordariomycetes; Glomerellales; Glomerellaceae. The record is from RefSeq and is a predicted model, not a curated record. The coding region runs from base 1 to 255 and encodes 84 amino acids.
AUGUGGACGGUCAAUCCGUUUCCCGGUAGCUUCAAAGGAGGUAUGCACUCGACGGAUGGUGUAUCUCUUGCAAAGAUGGCAUGGGAGGCUCGAAUGGGGCCAAAGGUCAUUGGGGUACUUGAGAAGGAUGCCGACAUCCAACAUCUACAAGACACUCAUAUCAUAGACCAGAGGGCUCCAAGAUCCUUCGUCAAAGACGCCGCCGGAGGGCUCGUCGGCCGAUGGACUGCCGAUGCCCGCUGCACCGGUGACUAA